AUGAAGGUCCUUGUUGUGCUCGUCCUUGCAGUUUUCACCGGUGAGUAUCUUCUUUGCCUUUAAGAAUUUUGAGAAAUAUUUCUGCUUUUUACAAGAGAAGGACCUAAACGUCUUCCAGAGGAGUGAUUACGCACUGGUAUCAAACCUCUAUUAUAUAUUCCAAUUUCUUGUUUUUAUCCAACAGGCUGCAAUGCCAACCUCUUCUAUGCUGAUGCGCCCAAGCCACAGCUGGAAGUCCUGACUGAUGCUUUCUGGGACUAUGUCGCCAAAGCCACUCAGACAGCUGACGACACCCUCGAGAUGAUCAAACAGUCCCAGUUUGGACAGGAAGUGACGUAAGUCUCGCACAAACAUGGACAUAAUUUCGCUGGAGAGCAUGAAGACUAACUUUUAUCUCCUUUCAUUGUUCACGUGUUUAGAGCUCGUCUCACAGAGGGGGCAGACACCGCUACACUGUAUGCCCAAAGAGUCCAGCAGCAGCUUCCCCCCACAGCCCAGGACAUGAUCAGCACAGUCUCCAUGGAAACCUAUGCUCUGAGAAUGCGUUUGGAGAAGGAGAUGGAAACUGUCAAGGAAAAGCUGGAGCCCCUGACCGCUGACAUGAAGACCAAGAUCCAGGAAAGAGUGGAGCAGCUUAGACAGGAACUGGCCACCUACACAGAAAAUGUGGACUCUGAGGCUUUGAGGACCACUCUGCUGGAGAAGACCGAGGAACUGAGGACCUCUCUGGAGCAGAGCGUGAAGGAUCUGCAGAUACAGCUAGAGCCCUUUACUGAGGACAUGAGACAGAAGGUGGACCAGCACCUGCAGGACUUCAAAGAGAGGGUGGCACCUGUGGCAGAGAGAGUCCAGGGUCAGCUGACUCAGAAAGUCCAGGAGAUUAGAGAUAUGGCCUCCCCCUAUGUUGAUGGGCUGAGGGGAAAAGUGGACCCCCUGACCAAGGAUGUCCAGGAUCGCCUUGCCGCCCUGUACGAGUCCUUUGUCAAAACCAACUAA
Messenger RNA from Xyrichtys novacula (pearly razorfish), 996 nucleotides. The record is from the annotation of a GenBank genome assembly. Lineage: Eukaryota; Metazoa; Chordata; Actinopteri; Labriformes; Labridae.